AUGAGCGGCUCCCGACACCCACCCCCUCCAGGGUCUGACGAACCGCCCCCACCAUAUGUCGAAUCAAGCCCUCUCCACUCGAACGAUAUCCCUCUGCCAUCCUCCCCAAUACCCAACGCGCAGUCCACGAAUAUCCCGCCGUUAUACCCACGGCCCCAACAGACGCCCGGAUACCAACAUCACGAGCAGCAUCGACAGCCUCAUGCUGCCGGUCAGUCCGAUCAGACUACAACGCAAGCGUCGCAAUCCCCACAGUCCUCGGCACAGUACUUUGCAUCGCGCACUUCAACAGCCCGUCAACCGCUUCGCCAUCCUCUACAAAUCCGACCAAACAGUAUUAGGGCUGAAAUCCCCUACCCGCGCAAUUGGGCACUCAACCACGAUGUCUCCUUGCAAGAUUGGACUACCUUUGUUGGCUUCCUCAUACCGGAUGACGCGGUCGUCCCGGAUGCGAAACGACUGUCGCCCGAGCGAAAGGCCGCAAUCGAAAGGGUGAUUGGCGAAUGGAACGAUGGCUUCUUUGGGCCAAGAGGCGUGAAUAUCGUGCUAGACGAGGAAGGGAAGACGUGCGCAGACUCUGGCUUUGCUGAUAUGCCGACAAUGGAUUCAAACCACGCUGGGCCCAGGCCUGGUCCAAGCUCCACUGGACCUAGCCCCGCGGCCACAGGCUCACUCCAUCACGCGCCCAGUGUAGGGGGUAGCUCCGGCUACCGCCCUCAGCAUUCCUCCAGGGACCGCCUCAUGGGGAAACUCAAGUCAAAAGCCUCCGAGAAGGACGUCUCCUUCGAUCCACAGGGCAUUCGUGUCGGCAGCAAGUUCUCUCUGAACGCCGGUGGUCUCAAGAUUGGAAAAUUCAAGAUGGACCAGCAAGGCAUGGAGUACGGCGGACGACCGAUUGGGCCCACGGUCCCUCCGGGCUCAGCAUACGGAAGAGGGAAUGCGCAUUCUGGAUAUCCCGGUGCGGGAUACGGUCCACAGGGUUCUGGAGGCAGAGGUUAUGAGUCUGCGAGGCCGGGUGGAAGGGGUUAUGGGCCACCGCCAACGGGGUAUCGGCCUCCUGAAAUGCAUGGGCAUGGCAGGUUUGGACCAUCCGUGGGACUCGAUACGCCGAGUCCCGGAUACGGUGCGCCGCCCCCUCCGAACGGUCACCAGGGCGGGCCGCCCUCGCCGGGAGGUAUGGGUGGUUACUACAUGCCGCCCUCAGGGCCGCCGCCAGGAACGCCGCCAGCUUAUGCGGGACAGCAAACGGGGACGUUGCCGGCUUCGCAGCCUUGA
Emericellopsis cladophorae is the source of this 1275-nucleotide messenger RNA. RefSeq lists its product as uncharacterized. The transcript has a single exon. The record is from RefSeq and is a predicted model, not a curated record. Lineage: Eukaryota; Fungi; Ascomycota; Sordariomycetes; Hypocreales; Bionectriaceae. The coding region runs from base 1 to 1275 and encodes 424 amino acids.